AAAUCCCCCUGAAAGAAACUGCUUCUCACCGUCCGUCCCUCUCUCUGCAAUCCGUGGGGAGAGACCACGCUGAUGGGUCCAAAGACCAUGCAGGCGCACCAACACCGACCAUGGUGGGUGGCUUAUGAAUCCCAGGCUCCUUCGAGAAAGAACAUCCUGCAGAGUGAGGAGUCCUCUUGUCAAGACAAGGCCGAUACGACUGUCCGGCAGACAAGGCCAGUCAUUUCCAGUGAUUGCUGGGGUGUACUAGCGCCUCCCUUUCCUUCUUCUCCUUUUCUUCCUGGUCUCGAGAACGAGGUGAGGGAAACUAGAGCAAGCAAGGCCCCUGAUUUUUGUGGUGCUUUUCUAACGCUCUUGGAGGAUGAACAUAAUCGGACAACACCAUCAAAAUGAGUUCAAAUCAGGAUCGUCGGUCAAUAUAUCAGAAACAGGACAGAAAGGGACCAGCCCCCAUCGCCUCGUUUGAAGAUUUGAGUGUCAAAUCGUUCGACCUCUCUCCUGAGACCUAUUUUGCUCCUGUACAAAACAGAAGAGAUGGGUCAACAGGGUAUUCUCCAAGUGCGGGUGGUUCUGUCCGCGGCGCUGAAGAAGACCAUCAAGAGAGGUCAUUACUUCAGGGUCGACGGGAUCACUCAGUGACCUUUUCCUACAAGGAGGGUUAUCCAGGCCGAGAAAUCUUGCACCCCACUGAGGGACUUGAAAGACAACCAUACAUUCGGAGAGCCAGUGAAAGAUCGGAAACGAGCAGUGUGACCGGAAAUACGCCCAUCGAUCCUUACUCAAAGUACAACUUUCGGAUGAUCGAUGCCAGCACACAAGACCUUCGAGAUCCCAUUGACAGAAGUCGACGCUUUUCUGGAACUUCGGCUAUUUACAGUGAUAACCCUAUGGCGAGCGGAGAACGACAUGGCAGACACAGUUCUGUUAGCUCAGGUUCUAGUGCCAAAUCAGCCGGCUCACCCGGUGCAGUGGCGAUUGAAACCUCCUUUUGUGGACCUAAGCCAUUUCGUGGAGAUUCUAGCUUUGAUAUGGGACCUCAUCAACAAACAACGGGUGUAGGAUCACCGUUGCAAGACGAUGAUUCCGACCGUGGGCGGAAUAUAUAUGAUGAAAUCAAUCGACGAAUGCAAUAUCCACUCACUAAACAAGAUUCCUACGCAAACGCCAUCUAUAACAACAAGCGGCCGAAUGGAGUCAAAAAGCAAAGCUCGUACGAGCAAGCCAUCGACAUUGGCACCAAUCUUAAUUCCACACGCUCACAAUCUGCUAGACGAGUGCGGAAGCAAGAUUCCUAUAACAGAGCGAUUGGAGGCUCCUUCGAGGAUAGCACGUGUGAGGAUGCCAAUCGGCCUCGGCUUUCGAUUCGGAAGCAAGAGUCAUAUCUAUAUGCUGUGGGUGAGAUGUCGCCUGAGGGUGAAAAUAGGCCCUUUCUGAACACCCCGCGGAUGGGUAUGCACAAGCAACAUUCUUAUCAACGGGCGAUUGGGGUGUUCUCCAUCGACGAGGAUGAGCCCAUUGACUUUACGUGUUCUCCAAGAAGGCCAAUGCAAAAGCAGGAUUCUUAUGUGCAAGCCAUGCAAUUUAGUGAAGAAGUAAAUCAAACCUCCGAAGACUAUAACUCCAACUCAUCCCCACGAAAAGGCCUAAAAAAGCAAGAUUCUUAUGCUAAAGCCAUUUGUGAUCAGCCUGUGUCUCCACCUAGACGACUAGACCGAAACCCAAGCUAUGAACGAAUUCUUCAAGAGUUUCAUCAGCCAUAUCUUCCUCUUGACCGAUUUGACCGGGGUAUGAUGGACUCCUCGACCUUUUCGGCCCCAUCCGGUCAUCACGGGUUAACCCAUGCCAAGAGGCAAGACUCUUACCUCGAAGCCAUUGAUAUGAUCUCCCCUGACGAACCAGAAGAAGUGAAGCCCUCGCCCAAACUGAAUGCUGCUUCAUGGAAAAUCAGACAAGAUUCCUAUCAACAGGCCGUUUUUGCCACCGAAGACAACGACCCGCAUCCGCCCGUAACGUUGGUUAAGUCGCCACACCGUGCCCCCAAACGACAAGAUUCUUAUGUUCAAGCAAUGGAUUGUGAAGCGGGCUUCCAAGCCAGAAGAACCUCGUUUGGUCAGAGACAAGAUUCCUAUCAAAAGGCUUUGGAGAUGUCAAUGGAUGUCAUUGAAUCUAAUGGACAGGAUUAUCAUGCUUCUGCGAUUACCUCGCACGAAGCCAUUCAUAAUUCUUGGACCCGGUCAUCCAGACCUGUGUUUUCUAUGACCGCCGCCUCGCAGGCUACCACGGCAGCCAUUAAAAUCCAAAGAGCCUUCAAGAACUACAAGAUUCGUCACUCCACUCAGUUACGCCAACAAGAACAAUUCCAAUCUAAAUCAAUGAAUAGAGCAGCAGUGAAAAUUCAAGCCUUAUUUCGUGGAUUUAAGGUCAGGCAAAGACCUCAUAAUGUAGUACGAGUUCGAAUGCAAGUUGACAAUGCUCAGAAGCUGUUUAAGAGAAAACUUCAAGACCAUCCAAAUGAUGAUUUAGCAGAUUUGGAUGAUCCAGAGUUGAAAGACGCGGCAACCAAAAUACAAGCAGUGUUUCGAGGCUUCAAAGUGCGAAAUGUUGAAUUGGAGAGUGUCCAGAAUGAAAUGCCGGACCUUAGAGACACGGAUGUGCUUGAUGCUACCAAGAAGAUUCAAGCUGUGUUUCGAGGCUACCAAACUAGAAAGAACUGUCCUCAAUCCAAACUAAGUGCGAAUGAUCUUCCAGAUCUAAAUGAUGAAGAAGUUCUUGAAGCUGCUAUGAAAAUUCAAACUGUAUUCAGAGGUCAUUUAGUCCGGAAGCAUCUAAAGGAUGAUAGGAAUGAAGGCGAACUUCCCGAUUUAACCAAUGACGAUGUGAUCCAAGCAGCAAAGAAAAUUCAAUCUGUUUUUCGUGGUUUUCAAGUGAGAAAGAAAAAUCUAUUCGAACCACAAGAAAGUUCGUCUGAGGAUCUUCCAAAUUUAAACGAUUCUGAGGUGCUGGAUGCUGCCUUGAAGAUUCAAUCUGUGUUUCGAGGAUUUAACGUCAGAAAGAAAGUUAACCCAGACAUACGGUUUCUCCCAAGAGAUCGAAGUGAAAGGUCGAAUUUGUACUUCCAAAAAUCUUCAACAAGAGACGAGAAAGAUUUGGCACGGAUGGAAAAAACAUCAGUGUCAAACGCCAAAUAUGAACACGAAACUAAGCAAAAUCUGGGUGCUUCCGUCAAUGACAGAUACUUAGGGGCAAAAAGGGAUUCCUUGCCAUCUUUGACCGGCCAAACGUAUCAAGAGACAACAACAAAAAAUCAGGCUGUCUUUCAAGGUUAUCAGGUUCGAAAAGAUAUUCAAGAGAAAGACAGUUUGCCAAAUAUUCGUGAUACAGGCAAAAGGGACUCAUCCAAGAAAACUAAACUUGACCAUAAAGAAUGCCAAAAUAAACAGAACAAGGACGACUUACCUAAUCUAAAGGAUCCAGAGUUAGCAGAUGCUGCCGGCAAGAUUCAAGCCGUUUUCAGAGGAUAUUCUGUAAGAAAAGAAAAUCAUGACAAAGCAAGCAAAGAAGAUCAAGAAAAAAGAAAUGCGAUUAACUUUCAAGAUCCUGAACUCUUAGACGCUGCCAAUAAACUUACAGCAAUGUUUGGAGGGUACCAAGUCCAAGAAGACGGUUCUGGUCAAGAAUUACCUGACUUGAAGGAUCCUGAACUAGAAGUGGCUGCCAAUAAGAUUCAAGCAGUGUUUAGAGGGUUUCAAGUAAGGAAAAAGCCUCCUUCCAAAAUUGAGGAUUUACCUGACCUUGGAGACCCAGAAUUGGAGGAAGCUGCAAACAAGAUCCAAGCCGUGUUUCGGGGCUUCCAAGUUAGAAAGCAAAACCCUACUAAAACUGAGGACUUGCCUGAUUUGGGUGACCCAGAAUUGGAGGAAGCCGCAAACAAGAUCCAAGCCGUGUUUCGGGGCUUCCAAGUUAGAAAGCAAAACCCUACUAAAACUGAGGACUUGCCUGAUUUGGGUGACCCAGAAUUGGAGGAAGCCGCAAACAAGAUCCAAGCCGUGUUUCGGGGCUUCCAAGUUAGAAAGCAAAACCCUACUAAAACUGAGGACUUGCCUGAUCUGGGUGACCCAGAAUUGGAGGAGGCCGCAAACAAGAUCCAAGCCGUGUUUCGGGGCUUCCAAGUUAGAAAGCAAAACCCUACUAAAACUGAGGACUUGCCUGAUUUGGGUGACCCAGAAUUGGAGGAAGCCGCAAACAAGAUCCAAGCCGUGUUUCGGGGCUUUCAAGUUAGAAAGCAAAACCCUACUAAAACUGAGGACUUGCCUGAUUUGGGUGACCCAGAAUUGGAGGAAGCCGCAAACAAGAUCCAAGCCGUGUUUCGGGGUUUCCAAGUUAGAAAGCAAAACCCUUUCAAAACUGAAGACUUGCCUGAUUUGGGUGACCCAGAAUUGGAGGAAGCCGCAAACAAGAUCCAAGCCGUGUUUCGGGGUUUCCAAGUUAGAAAGCAAAACCCUUUCAAAACUGAAGAUUUGCCUGAUUUGGGUGACCCAGAAUUGGAGGAAGCCGCAAACAAGAUCCAAGCCGUGUUUCGAGGUUUCCAAGUCAGGAGACAAAUUCCUGAAAAACGGGCAGAUGAUCUUCCCAAUUUGAGGGACCCUUCACUACAGGAUGCCGCUAACAAGAUUCAGUCAGUGUUUCGGGGAUUCCAAGUGAGAAAACAAAAUCGUUCCCAAGGUGAGGAAUUACCUGACCUGGGAGAUCCUGAGUUAGAGGAUGCUGCCAACAAGAUCCAAGCUGUGUUUAGAGGAUUUCAAGUAAGGAAAAAGCCUCCUUCCAAAGUUGAGGAUUUACCUGAUCUUGGUGACCCAGAAUUGGAGGAAGCCGCCAACAAGAUCCAAGCCGUGUUUCGGGGAUUUCAAGUGAGGAAAAAGGCGUCUCUCAAAGCAAAAGACCCACCUGAUAUGAGUGAUCCUGAAUUGAAGGAAGCCGCUAAUAAAAUACAAGCUGUAUCCCGGGGGCAUAAAGUCAGAAAAGAUUACCCCACCAAAGCUCAAGAUCUUCCAGACUUUGCGGAUCCGGAAUUUGAGGACGCUGCUAAUAAGAUUCAAGCCGUGUUUAGAGGCUUCCAAGUUAGGAAAUCCACAGUGUCCAAGCAAGUUGAAGAUCUUCCAGAUUUAAGGGAUCCAGAGUUGGAAGAGGCUGCUAACAAAAUCCAAGCUGUGUUUCGGGGUUUCCAAGUAAGAAAGCAAAACCCUUCCAAAACUGAAGACUUGCCUGACCUGAAGGAUCCGGAAUUGGAAGAGGCUGCCAACAAGAUUCAAGCUGUUUUUAGAGGAUUUCAAGUGAGAAAACACAUUCCAACUAAAGCGGAAAACCUGCCUGAUCUUGGCGACCCAGAAUUGGAGGAAGCUGCAAACAAAAUCCAAGCCGUGUUUAGGGGCUUCAAAGUUAGGAAGCAAACCCCAAAUAACAAAGGUAAAGAUGAUCUACUUAACUUAAAUGAUCCGGAACUAGAAGACGCUGCCAACAAGAUUCAAGCCGUGUUUCGAGGAUUUCGAGUCCGAAAGCAAAUUCCAAUCAAAGAUGAGGACCUUCCUGACCUACAAGAUCCUGACGUAGAAGACGCAGCCAAUAGAAUCCAGUCUGUUUUCAGGGGGUUUCAGGUUCGAAAGAAAAUGCAAUCUGUGCCUAGGGAAGGGGAGGAAUUGCCCAAUUUAGAUGAUUAUGGCCUAAUAGAAGAAGCAAAUAAGAUUCAGGACCUCCGAAAGCCCCAAGAGUCAAAUCCAAAUUUACGAAUUUUAGGAAGAAAUGGUCAUUCCUCAAAGCAUGAUGCCGCUGUGCUUGAUGUGGAAGACUUACCAAAACUUUCCGAUCAGGACGUGGUUGAUGCCACCAAGAAAAUUCAAUCAGUUUUCAGAGGAUAUCAAGUUCGAAAGGAUAUUGAAAUUCAGGAACGAAAACUCAGAGAUGGUUCAGCAAUGAUUCAAUCUGGGUCAAAUCAAAAGGUAGAUGAGAAUGUGGACAUUAUGCCUGAUUUGAAUGCUCAAGAAGUUCUGGAAGCUGCGGUAAAGAUUCAAUCCGUUUUCAAGGGCUUCCAAGCUCGACGUCAGUUUGAAGAGACCCAAAGUGCUGUUAGAGCUGCCUUGAAAAUUCAAUCAGCUUUCAAGCGAUUUAAGGCUAGAAAGAGACAAGAGAAGGCAAAGGGGCCCUCAUCAUCUCUGCCAUUAUCACAACCUCAAAUUAUUCAGGGAGAGCAAAAAAAGUCGCCAAUGGAUAUGUAUAUCGCUGCAUGCAUCAUUCAAGUAUCAUUCAAAAGAUUCAGAAAAAGACGAGCUCUUAAAAAGGAGGCAAUGCUUGCAAGCCAGAUGAAAACAUCAGGGAUGAUAACAAAACCUUCCCAUCCCCUACGGGGAAUGAAGAAGUGUAAUCCCAUUCCCAAACCACCUACGCAGGCUCCUCUGCCACUUAAGGUGGACGAACGCGAUUGUAGGCCAACAAGACCCUUCCAUUCAAUUACAACCAAGUCGUUAGCUGAUGGCAUUGGGAUCAAGGAAGUGCCCAAUAGCGAGCUACUUCAUCACCCAGGUGAUAUAGUUGCAGCGGCUAUCACCAUUCAAAGAUUUUUCCGGAAGUUGCGAGUGAAAGGUAAAACCCGUAGACUACGGAGAGUCUCAACCACAUCUUCAUCAUCUGUUGCUUCUGGGUCAUCUUCAUCGUCAAGUUCGUCCUCCUCCAAGUCUACUAAUGCGUCAGGUGCCUCAUCGUCAACAGAGUCUCAUCAUUCCAGCCAACGGAAAAAAUCCGGUGCUUCAAAACCAAAGUCAUCUUCCACUGAGUCUGCUCUUUCAGAUAAGAAAAGCGCUCAUGACCCAGAAGAAAGUACCUCAAGCGAAAGCGAACUUCCCAGAGAUUACUCUUCAGAUGAAAGUCAAAGUCAAGGAACUGAAGUCAACAAAGCUAAAAUGACAAAAAAGAGACCUCCUCCUCCUCCUCCUCAGAAAAUUCAACCUGCCGUUGCUGAAAAAUCUGAAGUGCUCCAUAAAGAACCUGAAGAGACGGACACUUUCAAUGAAAGAUCAUUGAAUACUAAAGUGGCUCAAGCCCUCCAAAUGCAUGGAAGGACUUCGUCGUCAGGGAAUACGCUCUCUAAAACUCCUGCACCCUCCUUAGAUUUUGAUAACGUGGAACCCAUGGAAUCUGAUGAUCAUAUAGUGUCCCAAACCUUUGGAGUGCAUGACCGACCUAUCAAGUCACCUUUGCCAGCUAGAUCUUCCAAGUUAAAGCAAGUUCCAAUUCCAAUAGCCCCGCAAACCCCACUUCCAGUGACAUCAGCUUUUGCUCCUCCUCCUCCACCUGCUUCAGCGGCUUCACACAUCAUGAGUUCCUCUUUUACGAACACGAUAGCAUGUACAACUGCUACCACCAACAUCCCAUCAAGCCCAUCAGUGGCUCAAAACGCAUUAGGAAUUAUCCGAAAAUCUUCACUGGGAAAUUUCUUUACCGGACAAGAUGACUCGUCUCCUGUUAUGACUGACAAUGAUCCAAGGCCCCCACCUCCUCCAUUUGAAUUAAAGCCUGCCACAAUGGAAAAGAAAUCGGGAUUUUUUUCAACCCUGCUGAGACGGGGUGAUAAGAAGAAAAAGGCAGUUCCACUGGCUUCCAACACAUUGCCUAGAGCUAAGACCGAUAUUGUGCAUCUUAAGGAUGAAAAUGCAGAUUUAGGGAAAAAAGACGAUUUAAUACACUCUGUGAUCAGUGCUGUUGAAGAAAAUUGGUUGAAGCAAGCCCCCCAACCCACCGUCGGAAGGAGGAGGGACGACCGUUCCUCUGCUGAAUCCGAUUUAGAUGGAAGUGAGUUAGAAGAGCCCAUCAAGACCCUCCAAUUUGCUCCCGACGAAGGUCAGGCCUUGUUCCGCCAAGACUCCAAUGGCGAGGAAUUGCCUUAUUUGGAAACCACCCUUCCACAAGAGAGAUCAGGGUUGGUGACUUUAACUCCCUCUUAUAAACGAAUAGGAGAAUGCAAACUUUCCAGUAUUACCAGACCAAGAAGUGCCUCACCCAAAAACCCCGGAAGAAUUCAAGAUUUUGGUGCUAGUCACAACCUGCACCAAACCUCGGAGAAGAUUGUAGUCAAAUUGCCCAAACAGGACUCGUUCAGCCGUAUCCGACCACGGCCAGAAUCAUGGGAAAGUUUCUCAUCCAAGGGUCUUCAAACAUUCAAAGGCCCUCUCCCAGAGGCAGUCAAGCAGACCUGGGUGGACUGUGAUAGGAGUGAGGGAGAAAAAGUGCAUAUUAACGUCGCCCGGCGGCCAGCACCGCCACCAAUUCCAACGAGAUCGCCGUGCUCAACACUUGGUCGCAAGUAGAAAAAGAAGAAGAAAAACUACAACAACAACACAUACUGUCACUGCAUCUGCUAAUACUGCAUCAGCACAGACAACAAUUCAGUAAUUGAUAAGACCCUAGACAAAUAACUGACUGCAUAGAAAAUUAAGGUCUAAUUCAGCAUGCCAUAUUUUUCUAUAGUUUAGCAUUUUUGUCAAAGAAAAACAACUCAUGUGUGGGAAGGGAAGAUCUUGCUUGCACUCAAGAUACGAAAUUCUUAAGCUAUGUGGAUAACAAGAAGAUCUCAGUGGCAUGGCUCAACCUUCAGUUCUGUAGCUCAACUCAAGAAUUGGCAAAUGUGUUUUUUUGUUACUACAAUCCAAAACUGAAAUCUCGCUGGAUUUUGUCCAGUGCAAUUAUAGGCCAGUCACUUUAUGUGGUGGGAAACCAAAACACCUUGAGCUCAGUCCUCAUUUUUUGCCUUUUCACUCUUCCAACUGCCAGACUGUGUCUCAAUUUAGUCUGUAGCUAACUCGAAGCAUUACGUCGAAUGUCUAAUUGAUCAUCUUCAGUGAAAAUGCAAACCCGAUGGCAAUUCCUUAAUUUCAUAUCAUAAAAGCCUGCGAAAGAAAUAUCUCAAGUCAAUGAAUCAUGUUCCCUUCGACGCAUACCUUCUGAUUCGGGAAUGAUGAAGCUCGCAUCGCAACGAGAUUUUUGAGCUCGUCAGUGCCUUGAGAUUGGGGUACUCCUUACAGAGCAUGAAACUUAUCUAAAUAAUAUGUGGACUUCAAAUAUUGCCCUUACACCUGCCUCCCACCCAAAUCGUUGCUUACCUUAGAAGUGUUUAACGAGUUAUCUAAUCGACCUUAUUCUUACGGGUCCCAAUUGUUUAAUUACUAUUGCUCAACGAAGAGCAAAUGCGGUAUAGGUUUUAAAAAGUCUACAUUUUUUUAAUCAUCUACACAAUAUCUUUCCGAGCAAUCGUCCCUCAACUACCCAUGAAAAAUGAUUCAUCACAUUGGCAUUCGACUUAUAUAUCGUUCACGAAGGUCGUCUUCAUCCUUAUCGUCACAAUUAAAUCUUAUCAUGUCGAUUAUUAUUCUCAACCUCAUUAUUCUCAUUCAUCAAAACCUACUUCUAUGAUUAUUCCAAUAGUUAUAGCUUUGCCUCGCUUUCUGUCACAUAUUUAUUACAUCACGAUAUCCGCAUUGUUAUUGUUGAACUCUUCUAACAAAUAAAUCAGUUUGUAAUAAAAUGACGAAUCCAUUUCCAAUCUUAGGCAACUCAUAAUCGAAAGAGUGUUUUAAUUUUUUUGCACUUUUUUUCAUAAAAGAGUGCGUACACUCUGAUUUGUAGAGUUCAAGUGAUCGUUC
Messenger RNA from Tigriopus californicus, 9686 nucleotides. RefSeq lists its product as uncharacterized. The transcript is spliced from 3 exons. The record is from RefSeq and is a predicted model, not a curated record. Bases 390 to 8354 code for a protein of 2654 amino acids. Gene Ontology annotation, molecular function: calmodulin binding. NCBI's taxonomy places the organism in Eukaryota, Metazoa, Arthropoda, Copepoda, Harpacticoida, Harpacticidae.